Molecule: messenger RNA, 6369 nt
Organism: Cylas formicarius (sweet potato weevil)
Lineage: Eukaryota; Metazoa; Arthropoda; Insecta; Coleoptera; Brentidae
Gene: Tcmet
Product: basic helix-loop-helix ARNT-like protein 1
Exons: 8
Coding region: 2989-4764 (591 amino acids)
Biological process (GO): regulation of transcription by RNA polymerase II
Cellular component (GO): nucleus; transcription regulator complex; cytoplasm
Molecular function (GO): protein dimerization activity; RNA polymerase II cis-regulatory region sequence-specific DNA binding; DNA-binding transcription factor activity, RNA polymerase II-specific
Source: RefSeq, a predicted model, not a curated record
AGUGAGAGAGAGAGAGAAUGAUUGCCGGACAGGGUCAAGGUCGUCGCGUAUUUUUUUUUUUGUUUUUUUUCUCGCCCUAUCGGUUAUCUCCGUCGUCUUUAAUUGCCGUUAGGCCGGUCGCGGCGGCGGGGGCGGUAAUAUUACACGCUAAAUACGCGCUGCCCGAAAAAGUCGAAGGGAUUCGCGUCAGGCGAACUCGCGGGCCAUCGCGAACUUUCGCGACACGCAGAGCGUUAUGCAAUUAGAGUGGGCCUUGAAUACGACUCGGCGGCGGCGACGGCGGGCAAAACAAGCGACGUUGCCGCUUCCCGUCGCGUUUCCGGAUUCCAACGAGGCACUACGUUCGAAACAGAUUUUUAUUUCAAGAGGAAGCCGAUUCGGUGUUUUUGUGCUCCUGCGGACCACCAGAGAAAGAUCCAAGAAAGUGGAGAGCUGAAACUUCGACCCUUUUAUCCUACCGAAACUGAAAACGAAAUAUGAACCCGAUCCGACCACGGCAAUAACUGUCCGAAAUAUGAAUCUAUCCAUUUGAAAUUUUGCACAAGGAUAUAAGAUAGUUGAGAGGGAUCGGUGAAUGGGAAGUAUGUUCUAAAAUUUCAAAACCACUAUUCUUAAAAAACCAAAAAAUUACUAUUCCUCGAAAACCGUUCAUCGGGUCGAAACGAUUAUUGAACGGGAAGACGCAGAAUAUCGAUGCCCAUAAACCUUUAUUGGUGACUUUUCUAAAAUAUUGGUAUUGGUAUUGAAGGGGGGCGCCCUCGCGGGCGUCCGAGCACUUAGGCCACCAGAUGGGCCCGUUGUUCCCCCAGGCCGCUCUAGAGGGCGUCCAGAAUGCCGCCCCUCCUGUAGAAGGUCAGCAACUCCUUUAGCCCAAUACCGUGCACUGAGUCCGGAUCGAUCAGGGCCGUUCCAAAGACUCCCAAUCUUGCCCAUGUCAAGGCAGGGCACUCGGUGAGCAGAUGAUACGGGGUCUCCUCCCCUUCCAUACACCACCUACACUCCGGGUCGUCUCCAAUGCCUAGCAAGCAAAGAUGCCUCCUAAGCCUGCAAUGUCCUGUGUAGGCCCCUGUUAGUGCUCUACACUCCCUUCUGGUCAGUCUAAGCAUCUAAGCACCUAAGCACAUAAGCCUCGCCUGCCUCAUUCCCGGAGCAACUCUCCAGCCCCCCGCGGCCCGGUCUCUCGGCCAGGCUUCGAGAGCUCUGGCCCUAUAUGCCUAUGCGAGGAGCCCUCCCUGGCUAAGGCGUCCACUGCCUCAUUGUCCCGGAUACCGGUGUGACCCUGGACCCAGACCAACGUGACCUUUCUCUCCUCAGCCACCCUCCUCAGUACCCCUUUGCACUCCUUUAUCAACAAGGAGCGCGUACUAAAAUAUACAGAGUGUGCCUUGCAAAGAAAAUUGAUUGUAAGUUAAACACUGCGACCUAGUCUGCGGUUUUUUCUACACAGCAGUGUAGGCCGGAGAAACAGCUGAAACCGUUGUAUUUAAGGUUAUAUUAGGAAAUGGAGCAAGUGCCCGAAAUUUGCGGCUGUUGACUUCAAUUUUGCCAAAUUCUAAAACCUGGGUGCAACCGGACAUCGGCAACUUUUUUUUUUUUUAUUUCGAAAAUUUUUUGUCGUCGAUUUGGGCUGUAUAAAAGCAUUCAUUUCUCCCGAUCGGCAAAAUUCCUUGGACCAAAAAACGCGGGAGAUCCGGUACUAUCGUAUACAGGAUUUUUUAAUUAUGGACAAAAAUCUAAAAGAUCGUGAAACUUGCCCUUUUCGGUAGCCGUAAAUCAAAAAUCGUAAAAAAUAUAGCUAAUUGGUUGAAACAGUGUCAUAGGCCGCAUCAAGAGCUACGCUGUCUAUCAUACGCGCUGCUCGGGAUAUUUGAAAAAGAAAACUGAAAAAAAAAAGUGAAAAAUGCCAAUAUCUAAAAUACAGUGUUUCAGAUAUUAGUUUCUGUUAAUUUGCGGAUAUCGACUACAAAUUUAGCAAAGAAGUAAAGGUCCAUGCCAACAUUUAAACAGUGAAAAUUGGGUGCAAUCAAAUUUCACCAAAUAUAUUUUUUUUAAUUUUGAUUUUUUUGUUGUUGUGCCGCCUUCCAGAAAAACAUGGUUUUCUGCAUAACCAUUCCCCAGAUCGUCAAAAUUGUUUAACCAGCAGACGUGGAAGAUCCAGUGCCAUAACAUUUAAUUUAUGCAUUUUUUCGAUUAUAUACGCGGUUUCCCAAUUAUAGACAAAAAUGUAAAAGACGCAUGAAAUUUUUCUUUUCCAGAAUUAAUUAACCGCGAAUCGAAAAUCGUAAAAAAUAUGGCCAAUCGGUUCAAACAAUUUUUGUUUUUACGAUUUUCGUCUACCAUACACGCUAGGUAUUUGAAGAAAUCCAUUAAGAAAUCACCAUUUGUCGCCCCCAAUCGAUGACGUCAUUUACUAUUACCACGUACUAUUUACUCUAUUGGAAAAAAUCAUAUGCCAGGAAAUGUGGAAAUGUUUCGAACAUUGUUUGAAUUGCAUACAGGUUUUUGGGCAAAAAAAUCUAAAACAUCCCAAAAAUUUCGGAAAAAAGGGGCUCGUAUUUAAAUUGAAAUUUCCUUGCGGUCGCGGAAAUUUGGCGGACGUGGCAACGUCGCGCGCGCUUAUGCAGGCCCGCGUCGCCGCUGUCCCGGUCGCGUUUAAACGCCACGCAGUAGUAGUCGAAUCGUCGUCGCGCGAGACGCGGUCGCCAUUAAAAUUAGCCGGUUAUUUUCCACGUGCAAGUUUUUGACCGCCAUCCGCCGCCGCCAGCGCCGCACGACAGUGACGGACGAUGGACCUCCGACCCCCUCAAUAAAUAAAUAACGAACGAUACCGCGUGUUCGUGUCGUUUUUGUCGCGGUGGCCGUCGUCGCCGUAGCGGCCAGUGCCUCCCCUCCCACCCCACCACGCUAGUAUAGUGGUCGCCGCUAAAGCGGGCCGCAGACGCGCGGCGCGUUCAUGUACACCUUUACGGUGGUGUGCAGCGGUGCCCGAUGCAGUCCCACGUGCUAACCAACCCGCACCACCAUCAUCACCACCACUAUUCGGAGGGUUUCCCGCACCUGCGUGGUGGGACGUUCCGCAGCCGAAGCAGGGUCGUACAGCAGCAGAGCAUGGCGGCGCACCAGUGGUACCCGCCCCCCCGGCCCGCCUUCGACUUUGCCGCCGCCGCCCCGUCGACGUCGUCUUCGACGCUGCUGUUGCCUCCUAGCAACAGCCGCGAGAUGCGGAACCGCGCCGAAAAGCAGCGCAGGGACCGCCUGAACGCGUUCAUCGGCGAGCUGGCAACGCUGGUGCCGCUCGUCUCCAAAAGUACGAAACGUCUGGACAAGACGAGCAUCCUGAGGCUAACCGCCGUCCACCUGCGGCUCUAUCAGACUCUCGCGCAGGGCAGGGGCGUGGCCCAGAUGGAACUGCCCAAGUAUGUCGACCAGUUCGUGCUCGAUCAGCUAGUGUGCGACCAAUUGGGCGGCUUCCUGCUCAUCCUCUGUCCGAACGGCAAGAUCAUCUUCGUGUCGCACACGGUGGAAAGUUUGCUAGGUCACCUGCAGACCGACCUCAUGGGCCAGUCGUUGUUCGGAUUGGCCGCCCCCGAGGAUCACGAGAAACUGAGGACCCACCUUCAGAGCGAGGGCGAGGUCGAUACCGAUUGGCGAAAAUAUUUCGCGGUCAGCCUGCGGAGGGCGGGGCCGCGCUCCGAAACGCCCGUCUACGAAUCGGUGCGUAUGAUGGGCGUGCACCGCCACCUCGGAGGCUCCGCCCACGCCCCCGACAGCCCGUCGACGUCGUCAUCGUCGUCGAGCGUCGCGUCGCCGCAAGCGACGCCCGUUAACACGGACAUUUUGGUGUUUUUCGUGAAGAUAUGCCGGCCCGAGCCGCUGGUCGAUCGACUUGUGGUCGCGUCGAAAGACGAAUACGUCACGCGGCAUCUGAUCGACGGCCGGAUCAUCAAUUGCGAUCAGCGAAUCUCGCUGAUCGCCGGCUACAUGAUCGAGGAGGUCCACGGCAGAUCCGCGUUCCUCUACAUGCACCGCGACGACGUCCGGUGGGUGAUGAUCGCGCUCAGACAAAUGUACGACCGGGGCGAGAGCAAGGGCAACUCGUGCUACCGCCUCAAAUCCCGUAACGGUCAGUUUAUCUAUCUGCGUACGUUCGGUUUCCUGGAGAUCGACGACCGGGGCAUCGUCGAGAGCUUCGUCUGCGUCAACAGCCUGGUGGACGAGGGCGAGGGGCUGCGCCAGAUCCAGGAGAUGAAGCAGCGGUAUUCGGCUCUGGUGAGCCAGGCGGCCUCCGACGUCGACGGCGAAAACGGCCACGCGACCAUCGAGGAAUGGACACCGCCGACGAAGAGACCCGCCCCCGAGCCGAUCGACGACUUCGUCGAGGACCCGCGCAAGAUCGAGGAGGCGAUCAGCCAAUUGAUGCGCGAUCUGCCGUCGCCCGGUUCGGAAGAGGAGGCGGAAUCGCCGCCCCGCACCCCCGAAGCUGCGGUCGUUCCUCCGACGAAACCGGAACCGGUCGCGAAGACGCUCCCCAAGCCCCACCACCCGCACCUGAGGCUAAAGACGGGCGGGAAGAGGGCGCCGUCGUCGCCCGAAGCGUCCCGCGCCCGCUGCAAAAGGUCGAGGAUGGACAGCACGGAUUCCGAGUGCUCGCAGCUGUCGCCGCCUCCGCCGCCGCAAAGGAGCGCCGCCCCCGUCAAGGCGUACCCGAUUAAUAAUUCGAGUUCGCAGCCCGAGUUGGCGGACAGCAACCACCGCACGGUAUGAGGCCGCAACGGGGGGCAGCUUGCAAUGAGUAAUAAAAUAAAGACUGAUCAAAUAGGCCAUACUUGCGGACACAGUCGGCACACGCGUUAGAGAGAAAGCCCGCGAACUGAUUUUUCUACGGACUUUUUUUUGGUCACCCGUGUUUUGUAUUACCGAACCGAAACCAAAAAAAAAAAAAAAAACGCGCUGCGGGAACGCGAGGAGGGGGUGCAAAGGUGCCGCUCCUUCCUGGGGCGACGACGACGGGCGGACAUUUUGUGACUCCCGUCGUUUAUUGUUAUCUUAUAUAUUAUAUAUAUAUUAAUUAUUAUAUUAAUAUACAUUAACCGAUAGGAAUUUUCUGUGAUUUUUGAUAAGAGCUAUGUGUAGCUAGAUGUACCGUAACCAUAUACAUUAUAUAUACAUGUGAAGGGUGGCAAACCCGAGAGCUCGUCCUACCCUUUCCCCCCCCCCCCCCCCCCCCGCGCCUAUAUCCCGCGGCCUCCUCCUUACCUACAGCAGGAUAAUGAUGAUUGCCCGCGCGUGUGACUCUCAAAAUUAUUCAUUAAUUAUCUUGCGGCGCGAAAGAGUUCGAAGUGCAGUUAAUCGCGGCUCUUGAAACGUACUAAAAUGACUCUCAAAAGGUGGCUCGCUGAUGCAUUGAAAGAGAUUUCGAAUUGGAGCGUGACUCUUAAAAGACCGACAGAACAGUUCUCGGAAACUUUAAACGCGCGAUACUCCUAAAACUCGCUCAAUUAAGUGAUUCUUUAAAUUAUGACCCAGGCGUGACUCUUAAAAUGAUUCUUGGAGGAGUUUUGCGUGAAACAAACGGUGAGAUCGUCAAAGUUUGGAAAAAUGGGAAGUUGUGUACGCACGUGAUUCUUAGAAGGCGCUCGACUAAGUGGUUCUUAACACGUGACUGACGGUUCUCGAAUUUUACGAUUACGACUCGGGCGUGACUUUUAAAAUGAUUCUUUGGGACCUUUGCGGGAAGUAAACGGUGAGUUCGUUAAAAUUUGGAUAAAUGGGAAACUGUAAACGCGCGUGACUCUUGAAAGACUAUUAUUAAGUGAAUCUUAAAACGUGACUCAUUAACGGUUGUCGGAUGCAAGACGCUUCGAAUUGGGUCCGACGAUUCCUAGCGUGAUUCUCAAAUAACCUACUCGUUAGCCGCUCAUGUGCCGCAUGACUCUUAAAAUGACUCUUAAGGAGGUCUAACGUCAUCCGAGAGGCUCGACUCCUGACUCUUAAGCGGUUUAGGGAUUAAGAACGUUGAUUAAGAUCGAUCGCCAGCCAAAACCGCCGCCCCGCCUCCUUCCGCCCCCCCCACGGGCGGGAAUCGAUAAACACGACGCUCGGCCUCCUGUCGGGGUCACGCGACGACCGGGUCAGGGUAACAUUUUACGUCGCCCGUUGGUGAUGGUGGCGGGUUGGAGGGGGGGGGGGCGCGGUCGACCCCGCCAAUCGCGCAAAACGAAAAACCAAACAAAACCGUUGCCGCCGCGCAGACCAAUUUUUUUUGUCGUCUCGAAGUGCGCCCCCUCCCUCGACCGCCGCCCCCGGCGGGGAAAAAAAUUGCCGGCGCGCAAUGCGUCUACGUAAAUUAGAUAUAAUUUAUAUAUAUAU